Molecule: messenger RNA, 1926 nt
Organism: Clonostachys rhizophaga
Lineage: Eukaryota; Fungi; Ascomycota; Sordariomycetes; Hypocreales; Bionectriaceae
Source: the annotation of a GenBank genome assembly
AUGGCAGCGACCGCUGCACUGCUGCCUACCCUGGCUCGGUCCAGCAAUGGUGCUGCAGACCCAGAGGAUAGCAACAUUUCGAGCCCUUUGAGCGACGUCGAUGAUAAAGACACAAACGACGAGGAUUUAGACAUACAUAUUGGGCAUCAUCAGGAUGACGACAUUUCGAAUCAAAGUAUCGACGAUCCCCACGACCCAAAUCGCGCUGCUUCAGACUCCGACAGUGCUCUCUCAGACGCUCGGUCGGUAGCUCACAGCGACGCGAAUGACACAGAGGCUGAAACCGAGAGGCUCUAUGAUACGCCGCGGCACCAGCGACUGCGUGACGUGACAGUGGAUAAUUUCAAUGAUGACCAGAUGCUCGAACGCACACCUAGUAAGCUGCGUAGGGCAGCACUGAUCGACGAAGAUGACGAUCAAGCCGAUAACGAGUCACUUCCUGGAAAUGUAGCUAUGAGUAUUUCAGGUCAUAGUGAUGACAUUGAAUCACCCAGCAAGCCGCCUCCGUUGGAGAAUGCAGAUGCCGACACUGAGGCGCAUCAAGCCUCGAAAGAACGAAAACGAAAACGCUCGCCUGCAGCCGACACACCAGACUCAGAACAACCUACGAGGAAGAGGACAGGCUCUGUUGGAGCUGUUCCGCAUGAGGAAAAUCAAGACCUGGGCGCACUUGGCGAUGAGGGCACACCCUUAAACAACAUCUCGAGCGGAGCCCAGUCAGUGGGCGACGAGGAGGCGGUUUCUCCCGAAAAGCUUGAUUCUAGUCACGAGGAACCAAACCAAGAACGCGAAACGCGCGGAAAGAAGAAGUCCAAACGGAACGGUGUCAAACAGAAAGCUCCCAUCGUCGACGACAGCGACACAGUGGCCACCAUUGAGGGCCACGAUGGCACCGAAGAUGAGCCCGCGCAUCACGAUGAAGUUAACGAGGCCGAAGCUGAUGAGGAAACCGAUAUUGCAGCAAAGAAUGCUGAAGAAUUGGAACGAAAGCAGGCAGCGUUUAAGGAUUGGACUCGCAUAGAAGACAUGUUCGGUGUAUUUAGAGACAGGCUUUACAAAGACCGCCUACAACGACUUGAAGAAGAGGAGCAAUCACUCCUCGCGGAUGAACCAACACAUCCUGAAUAUCUCAACAUGAAGCGCUGCCUCGACGAUCGACUGAAUCGAAAGUUGGAAGAAAUCAACAAAGAGCAUGAGCUUCGAAUGAGAGCACACGAAAGACGAUCUGUGGCUAUUCGAUCUCAAGCCUGGAGUCAGUUCUUCCAGAGCAUCCGUGAGACUCGAGAGCGAACCCUUGAAUCCUUGAAUAAAGAUUGGUAUGAUGUGCAAACCACGAGACGAAGCGCCCAUAGCUUGCCAGAGUGCAGCAUUGUGUUCCCCAAAGACCCAGCGCAACGCGUAAAGAACGCAGUUGCCUAUAACAAGGAAGUUGCCACUUUAGCAGGGAUUGCCAAAUAUGAAGGUUUCCCCGCAGGCCCUGAGAUUAAAGGAGCAUCAGAAUCGGAAUUGGCUCACGAUUUAGCCGCGAUGGAUGGCCAACGUGGAAGACAAAAGCAGCCUUUCCAGCCACCGAGGGAGGAGUACCAAGCGUCAACAUUCAAUCGCCUCGGCCCAGCUGGAGAGCAGUUCCUAAAAGACACACCAUGGGCGAAUCCCAACCAUUCUUCUCAUAAGACACUAUUACCACCAACAUCCACACAGAUGGAUGGUAGGGCAGAGCAGGCUCUACUAGCUGGAAGAGCACAGCCUCUUCCAAGCGCUCAGAUGCCGCCAGUCGAAGUUGAAACGCCACUGUCAACCCAAAGGAUUCCAGCUCUCUCGGUAUCACCAGAAGUCACUCGGGCAUCCUUGAAACCCGGUGGCCCAUCUAAGAAGGCAAGCAACAUGCCAAGCUUGGCGCGAACCUCGAAGACAGCCGCCGCAUAG